Messenger RNA from Diceros bicornis minor, 966 nucleotides. RefSeq names its product olfactory receptor 10AG1-like. The coding region runs from base 1 to 966 and encodes 321 amino acids. Gene Ontology annotation, cellular component: membrane. The record is from RefSeq and is a predicted model, not a curated record. Gene Ontology annotation, biological process: G protein-coupled receptor signaling pathway. NCBI's taxonomy places the organism in Eukaryota, Metazoa, Chordata, Mammalia, Perissodactyla, Rhinocerotidae. The transcript has a single exon. Gene Ontology annotation, molecular function: G protein-coupled receptor activity; olfactory receptor activity.
AUGUUGAAUUUUCUCUUUCCACAGAUGAAACACCAAGAAAAACCACCAGGAGAAAAUCUAACUGAACUGAUGGAAUUUGUUCUCUUGGGCUUUGCUGAUGUUCCCCGUCUCCAAUGGUUCCUAUUUGCAUUAUUCUUAAUCAUCUAUAUCAUUAUCCUGAUGGGAAAUGGCACCAUAUUUCUAAUAACAAAACUGGACCCUGCUCUCCAGGCCCCCAUGUAUUUUUUCCUUGGAAAUUUUUCCUUUGUGGAAAUCUGCUAUGUAUCAGUUACUCUCCCCAGAAUGCUCACGAAUCUUUGGACCCAGAGAAGAACAAUUUCUUUAGUUGCCUGUGCUGCACAAAUGUGCUGCAUUCUUGUGUUGGGAGCCACCGAGUGUUUCCUUCUGGCGGUGAUGGCCUAUGACCGCUGCGUGGCCAUGUGUAAGCCUCUGCAUUAUCCUCUACUCAUGAGCCACAAAGUUUGUGCCCAGCUGGUGGCUGGCUCCUGGGUCAGUGGAGUUCCCGUCCAGGUAGGGCAGACACUUCAGAUUUUUUCUCUGCCCUUUUGUGGUUCUAACCACAUCAACCACUUCUUCUGUGACAUCCCCCCAAUUCUCAGGCUAGCCUGUGGGGACACCUUUGUGAAUGAAUUCAUGGUCUACAUAGUUGCUGUGUUAUUUGUCACAGUACCAUGUCUGUUGAUACUUAUCUCCUAUGGCAAAAUUAUUUCCACGAUCCUUAAAUUGCCAUCAGCCACGAGUCAGUCCAAAGCCUUCUCAACCUGUUCAUCUCAUCUUAUGGUCGUGACAUUGUUCUUUGGAUCAGCCAUUAUUACCUAUUUAGGGCCUAAGAAAAGUCACUCAGCAGGAACUGAUAAAGUGCUUUCUCUUUUCUACACUAUUGUGACUCCCAUGUUUAACCCCAUGAUAUACAGUCUAAGGAACAAGGAAGUCAUUACUGCACUGAGAAAAUUGCUAUGUAAAUGA